AUGGCAUGUACCGAGGAAUAUAAGGUAUUGUUUGGUACUCACGUGUUGUCUGAGGAAGUUGAGGACUGCAAGAAGGAGAUCGAGUUCCUCGAACUUAAGCAGGGGAAUAUGACUAUUAUUGAGUAUGCUGCCAAGUUUGAAGAACUUGUGAAGUUUUGUCCAUACUACAAUGGUGUUGCUAUUGAGGGUUCAAAGUGUAUCAAGAUUUACAAUGAGGAUAAUAGGGCUUGUUCGACUCAUUAUAAGAGUCAUAGUGAGAGGAAGGGGAAGAAUCAGUUUCAUGGGAAGUUUUAUAGUGCUCCAGCUGACAUUAGGAAGCACAGAGCUUCAAAUGAGAGAAAUCGAAGUGGGGGAGAGACUCCCGCUUCUGUCAAGUGUUUCAAAUGUGGCAAGUUGGGACACCGUGAUAAUGAAUACAAGAAUAAUGUUCUGAGGUGCUUCAAGUGCUGGAACAUAAGUUACCGUGUUGCUAAGUGCAAGAGUGUUGUAUCGACUUGUUAUAACUGCAGAAAAUAA
Messenger RNA from Lathyrus oleraceus (garden pea), 516 nucleotides. RefSeq lists its product as uncharacterized. Gene Ontology annotation, molecular function: zinc ion binding; nucleic acid binding. The transcript is spliced from 3 exons. The coding region runs from base 1 to 516 and encodes 171 amino acids. NCBI's taxonomy places the organism in Eukaryota, Viridiplantae, Streptophyta, Magnoliopsida, Fabales, Fabaceae. The record is from RefSeq and is a predicted model, not a curated record.